Molecule: messenger RNA, 1119 nt
Organism: Coccomyxa subellipsoidea C-169
Lineage: Eukaryota; Viridiplantae; Chlorophyta; Trebouxiophyceae; Coccomyxaceae
Product: proteasome-domain-containing protein
Exons: 6
Coding region: 149-859 (236 amino acids)
Cellular component (GO): proteasome core complex
Molecular function (GO): threonine-type endopeptidase activity
Source: RefSeq, a predicted model, not a curated record
AGAUUGACUACAUCCCUGCACGUAUUGUGUGGUGAGAAUCGGGAACAAAUUUCUUGCAGAAAGGCGGCAAGUGUAAAGAGAUUUCUUGUGUACAGACACUGCGAUGACCUAGUGUCGCACAACGUGCAUUCGGAGGGAUCACUCGGCCAUGGAUCAUCUGAGAGCUUAUGCUGAUGCUUUGGAGAAAGAGCUGUCACAGGAAGUUUCCCUUGGGACAACCAUCAUGGCAGCCACUUUUGAUGGGGGAGUGGUGCUUGGAGCGGAUUCCCGAACAUCCACAGGGAACUAUAUUGCCAACAGAGUCACAGACAAAGUAACUCAGCUCACAGACAGGGUGUAUGUGUGUCGAUCGGGGUCAGCAGCUGACACGCAAGCAAUAUCUUCCUAUGUACAAUACUACUUGCACCAGCAUCAAAUGGAGCUGAACGAUGAGAUCUUAGUGAAGACUGCAGCAACUCUGGCAACAAAACUGGUGUACUCAAACAAGGAGAUGCUGCAGGCAGGGUUGAUAGUGGCAGGGUAUGACUCGAGGGAAGGCGGGCAGGUCUAUGCUUUGCCGCUCGGAGGGACCUUGGUGAAGGUUCCAUUCUCAAUAGGCGGGUCAGGCUCCGCGUACAUCUAUGGCUUCUGCGACAAGAACUGGCGGCCGGGCAUGAGCGAGGAGGACUGCCAGGCCUUUGUGGUCAAGGCAGUCGGCCUGGCACUAGCGCGCGACGGCUCCUCUGGCGGCUGCAUCCGCACAGUUGUCAUCACCAAGGACGGCGUCCGUCGCAGCUUCCUCCCCAACAACAAGAUACCUCCUGCCUAUGGCAACCUUAGCUUUCAAGGAAGCACAGCAAUGCCGGUGGACACCGCAUAGGCGCUCUGCUUCAGCGCAGCUGAUGUCAGGGCUAAGGCUAAAGUGAGCUUGUCCAUGCGCUAGGAAAGAAGAUAUGCAGGUUGAGAGACCACCAGAAAUUUUCACUUGUUGGAUGUUCAAUGUUGCAUGCACUAUCAAUGACCACACUGUUGUAUUAGCCAUUUUGUGAGAUAGCAGCCUGCAGAAACGACCAUUUAUCUGUCCUGAGGAUGUUCUGGAACUUCAAAUUGCGCAGGUCUGUAAAACUACUAUCUGAAGAC